UGCCCGGCGCGCGCCCCCCGCGCUCCCCCGCGCCCAGCCCGAGACCCCGCGCGCCGCCGACCAGCGCCAGGCCCGCGGGCACAGCGGCCGUGCGCAUCAUGAGCCGCAUCUACCACGACUGCGCCCUCCGGAACAAGGCGGUGCGGAGCGCGCGGCUGCCGGGGGCCUGGGACCCCGCCAUCCACCAGGGGGGAAACGGCGUCCUGCUGGAGGGAGAACUGGUAGAUGUGUCUCGCCACCGCAUCUUGGAUGCCCGUGACAGGAAGGAGCACUACUCUGUGCUGUACAUCAGGCCCAGUCGCAUCCAUCGCCGGAAGUUCGACCCCAAGGGAAAUGAAAUCGAGCCCAACUUCAGCGCCACCAGGAAGGUGAACACGGGCUUCCUCAUGUCAUCCUACGAGGUGGAAGCAACGGGGGACACGGACAGACUCACGCCCGAGGCGCUGAAAGCACUGAUACAAAAGUCAGAGCUGCUUGCGCUGACGGAGAGCCUUACCCCCGACCAGACAGUGGCGUUCUGGAUGUCCGAGUCAGAGAUGGAGGCGAUGGAGCUGGAGCCGGGGGUCGGGGUACGGCUGAAAACUCGAGGCGAUGGCCCCUUCCUGGGACGACUGAGGCGAGUGGGAGUGAAGCGCCUCCCGGGCCCACCAGCACUGCUGAGAAUCUCUUCCAUCAACAUCGACUCUGGAGUUCGAGGGAGCGGUCCGCCAAGCCUUCCCUGGUUCUUCCUACAGCUGCCAUGGAAUGCUCUUGGAAUAAGCAGUGCUAAAAUCAAAUCCAAGACGGUGACAUGAACAGUGGCGCCCCAUGCUGUGGCUCAUGGAGGGGCCCUCCCUCGAUGUGCGUCUAGAUCUUCUAGAUGUUUCCGUGGUGGCCCUUGCCCUUAAAUGGCAGCCUUGUUUCUGGAAGCAGUCAGUGGAACCAAACUUGGUCUUUGUGUAGACUUGGGGAAUGUCCCUCAUCUGCAUGCAGAGUGGCUCAGGGGUCCCUUCCUCUGCCCUCAUAUUUUCUCCUAUACCUUCCACGCCUGCUCCCCCCCCCCCCCCACCCCCCCGGCCCAGUGCUCUGAGUUAUAGUCUUUGCUCUCCUGUUCAAACCUCCUUGUCCCCUCUGUGCCCUUUUCCUCCCCUAGACCUGCCAGUUCUUUAUUCCUCCUCUGGUUCUCUGCCACACUGGGGGGUUGCUGUCUCCUGACCUCCCUGGCUGCUUUGCUGGGGAUGCUGUUCUCAGGGAGGCCUAGAGUCUUCACAGGUGUGGCUGGCUGGUCCCCACCUUUCAGGCUCACCCUGCCAGGCCACAUUUUGAUAACACCUUUUCCGCUAUCGUUCUGUACUUUGAGAACUUUUUAUGAGUGAGUAAAUCUUCAGAAAAGGAUUCCUCUGCAUUGACCGGGUUAUGUCAGGUAUUAACGGUCUUCCAGCUGAGCAGUGAUCCUGUAAGAAGGAAGCCAUGUCUUUUUGAUCAUGAACAUCGCCUUGCUGGGUAGUGCGCCCGCACUCAGAUCCAGGACGGCUUGUGGAGUUGAAAUCCACGUGUCCUAAGAAUGGGGCAGAGACUUGGUGGCAUUUGGAUCCUGCUGGCCUCAGGGACAAGAGAGGGUGGUGGUGAACUAACAAGUGUUGAGCCCCCUAAUGUAUCGAACACGGCACUAGAUGCUUUCCAUGAUGAUAAUCGUAGCCACUGACUGUCGAGUGCUUCCUGGUGCUAGCGUACAUAUCCCCUGCUUUUCAAAAGUUAUAUUAGGACACCUGACGUUCAUGAAAGACCUACCUCAGUACCUGUUUUUUCUAACCAAAAGAAAUCUGCGUUUUUAUGAAAAUAAGGCAAAAAAAAAAAAUGAAAAUAGCGUUCAGCAUUUGUUUCACAGGGAGCCAUUAUAGAGGCCGCGCACCCCAAGUAGUGAGAGCGACCCCACCAGUCUCCUCUCCUGGGAACAUCUAUGCUUUACUUCAGUUGAUUUCGUGUGUGUGUCAGCAAGAUGUGCCCAGAAAAGCCUAAGAAAACGCUCAAAAAUUUUUCCAUAUAAAUGAAUGGUGAUUGCUUCCUCGCUGUCUCUCAUUUCAGUUUACAAAAGGUUUCGUAGGAAUGCUGUACUUUUUGGAUAGUAGGGGAAACUUGUACUUGCUAAGCACUUGCACUAUCUUACUUCACUGUCACAGCAAUCCCGUGAGGUAUGUGUGAUUAUUAUUCCCAAUUUUUUCCAUAUGAUUCCGAAGCUUAGAGGCUCCAUCUAUAGUAUAUAGAGGAAAGAGGAAUUUCAACCCAGGCAGUCAGAUUUCAAACUCUGUAUUCUUUACUGGGUUAUUCUGCUUCCACAUGUACACUACAGGGAAGAAAAGGGGCUUCAGAAAGGUUAAGGCUACUUGCCCAGAUUCACAGCUGCUAAGUGGAACAGCCAGGAUUUAAAUCCAGGGCUGUCGAAAGCAAAGCUUAUGUUCUUCCCCCGUCCUUUGCCUCCUUGGCCUACAGAAGGACCUUGGACAUGGGGGCCAGAGGAGUCCUGGCUCUGUGAAAUGCGGUUAUAUUCUUAGACUUUAGGGAACUUGCCUAAACCCCUGACUGAUGGUCUGCCCAGGCUGAAAUCAGUUCUAUUGGUAUUAGCAGUUGAGCAGGUAAUAUUACGCUUCCAGAAUUUAUUACUAUGGUUCCAAUUUUCAUCUACCUUCUUGCAUAUUUGAGCCUGGGCUUGACAAUAUGGCUGUGAGGCUUGGGAUUCACACUUCAGUGAGGCCACCUGAAGUCACAGGUCACUGGUCUGCUCACGAUCUCUUCUGUUCUUGUUGCCCUUUUCUUAGUUCAGACCCUUGUGACCUCUCACCUUGACUGUUAUAAUAGCUGCCUCCCUGGUGUCCUGUGUCUGAAUGGGGCUGGCUGGGUGUUGAGCGUGCUGGGGCCUCAACCAUGGGGGUGGCCAGGGAAGUGGUUAAGCAGCAGGAGAAUGGGGGAUAUUGACUAGAAUAGAGACACCUGGUGAGGGCGCCCUGCUGCCCAUAGCACUGUGGCCAAAGGGUAUGGCAAGGUCAUAUAGGCAGGCCACCAUUCCAAAAAAAGGAGGUCCGGUGUGUCAGUGGGGGAAACCCUGGGCAACAAAUGGGCUUAGUGUCUUGGGUGGG
Neomonachus schauinslandi (Hawaiian monk seal) is the source of this 3113-nucleotide messenger RNA. It is a transcript of the gene ARPIN, whose product is annotated as actin related protein 2/3 complex inhibitor. The transcript has 5 exons. The coding region runs from base 99 to 794 and encodes 231 amino acids. Gene Ontology annotation, biological process: negative regulation of actin nucleation. NCBI's taxonomy places the organism in Eukaryota, Metazoa, Chordata, Mammalia, Carnivora, Phocidae. The record is from RefSeq and is a predicted model, not a curated record.